Microcebus murinus (gray mouse lemur) is the source of this 2453-nucleotide messenger RNA. Lineage: Eukaryota; Metazoa; Chordata; Mammalia; Primates; Cheirogaleidae. The record is from RefSeq and is a predicted model, not a curated record.
UGCCGGAAACAAGUGAACAAGUAGACACACAAGUAAACUCAUUUUACAGGGUGGUAAGUGCCGGGAUGAAAAUAAAACAGUGUAGCAGGAAGGAGGCAAGUUUUGUGGGUCUGGAGGGGUGCCUGGAGGAGGGGGCCCGAGGCGUGACCACCCCCUUCCUCUGGGGGGGGGACUGCCUGCCACCCCCGCAGACACCCAUGGUUCAGUGCCCUCCAGGCCCCCGCCUGCCCCGGCAUCCCCUGCGCGAAGCUGGGUGCCCCAGGGAGUCUGGCCACCAUGCCACCUCCUCUCCUCCUCUUCUUUCUCCUCUUCCUUACCCCCAUGGGCACCAGGCCCCAGGAACCGUGGCUGGUGAAGGUGGAAGAGGGAGGUGACGCUGUGCUGCCGUGCAUCAAGAAUCCUCCAGAUGGCCCCCCUGAGCAGCUGGCCUGGCGGCGCGGGCCCCAGCCAAAACCCUUCUUAGAGCUGAACCUGGGGUUACCAGGCCUGGGCCUCCAUGUGGGGCACCUGGGCAUCCUGAUGUUCAUCUUAAACAUCUCUGAGCAGAUGGGGGGCUUCUACCUGUGCCAGGGGAGGCCCACCUCUGAGAAGGCCAGGCAGCCUGGCUGGACAGUCAGCGUGGAGGACAGUGGGGAGCUGUUCCGGUGGAAUGCUUCAGACCUACAGGACCUAGGCUGUAGCCUGGGGAACAGGUCCUCAGAGGACCCCAGGCCCUCUUCUGGUCACCCCAACAGCUCCCAGCUGUACGUGUGGGCCAAUGACGGCCCUGAGAUCUGGAAGGGAGAGCCUACGUGUGCCCCACCUAGGGACGGUUUAAACAAGAGCCUCAGCCAAGACCUCACCAUGGCCCCUGGCUCUAUACUCUGGCUGUCCUGUGGGGUGCCCCGUGAUGCUGUGGCCGGAAGCCGCAUCUCCUGGACCCAUGUGCACCCCAAGAAGCAUAACUUCUCAUUGCUGAGCCUAGACCUCAGCCAGGGUCAUCCAGCCAGAGAUAUGUGGGUCCUGGGGACUGGUCUGUUGUUGCCCCGGGCCACAGCUCAAGAUGCUGGCACCUAUUAUUGUCACCGUGGUAACCUGACCAUCUCGAUGCACCUGGAGGUCAUUGCCCGGCCAGCACUAUGGCAGUGGCUGGUGAGGACUGGUGGCUGGAAAGUCCCAAUUGUGACUUUGAUUUAUCUGAUCUUCUGCCUGGGUUUCCUGCUGGGCUUUCUUCAUCUUCAAAGAGCCCUGAUCCUGAGGAGGAAAAGAAAGCGAAUGACUGACCCCACCAGGAGGUUCUUCAAAGUGACGCCUCCUCCAGGAAGCGGGCCCCAGAACCAGUAUGGGAACGUGCUAUUCCUUUCCACGCCCACCUCCGCCAUGGGACGCGCCCAGCGUUGGGCGGCAGGCCUGGGGGGCGCAACACGGUCCCACGGAAACCUGCGCAGCGACGUCCAGGAGGCUAGAGCUGCGGGGUCCCGGAGCCCUCCAGGAGCGGGCCCAGAACAGGAGGAAGGCGAGGGCUUUGAGGAGCCAGACUGCAAGGAAGGCUCCGAGUGUUAUGAGAACGACUCCAACCUUGGGCAGGACCAGCUCUCCCAGGAUGGCAGUGGCUAUGAGAACCCUGAGGAUGAGCCCUUGGGUCCUGAGGAUGAAGACUCCUUCUCUGACGGAGCUGAGUCUUAUGAGAAUGAGGAUGAAGAGCUGGCCCAGCCAGUUGCCAGGACAAUGGACUUCCUGAGCCCCCAUGGGUCUGCCUGGGACCCCACCCGGGAAGCAGCCUCCCUUGCAGGGUCCCAGUCCUAUGAGGAUAUGAGAGGGAUCCUGUAUGCAGCCCCACAGCUCCGCUCCCUCCGGGGCCAGCCUGGUCCUGAUCAUGAGGAAGAUGCAGACUCUUAUGAGAACAUGGACAAUCCCGACGGGCCAGAGCCAGCAUGGGGAGGUGGCGGCCACAUGGGGACCUGGAGCACCAGGUGACCCCCAGCUGACCAGGCCUCCUUGGGCCCCUGACAACAUCCACACCUGACUCUGAAACCUGAGGAUCCCAAGCAGAUAAUGUCAACCUCCGGGGCGACGUUGCUCAGGAUGUGUGUGUAUGUGUGUACAUGUGUGCAUGUGUGUGUGCCAGUGAAACUUCCAGCCCCUUUUGUGUUCCCCAAAUAAACUCACUGAGCUCUUUCAAUCUUAUGAAGUAGUGCCCUUGUGUGGGAGGGGAAGGAAGGAAGGAAAGGGUACACACCUGUCCCCUCUUGAAUCCUGUAAAGGAGGGAGCGCUGCAUUCUGUGUAUGGGAAGAUUGUCCCCUCCUGUGGCCACCUUCACCCAUUUCCCUCAUUUGCCCACCAUCCACCCUAUUCCCCACAUCAGCCACAUUCCUGCCAUCCGCUUAUUCAAUUGCUGUUUAUUCAGCAAUUGUAUGCUGGAGAAACAGGCCAGGUGUGGUGUCUCGCACCUGUAAUCCCAGCACUUGGCCAA